Zophobas morio is the source of this 882-nucleotide messenger RNA. RefSeq lists its product as uncharacterized. The record is from RefSeq and is a predicted model, not a curated record. The transcript is spliced from 7 exons. Bases 265 to 882 code for a protein of 205 amino acids. Lineage: Eukaryota; Metazoa; Arthropoda; Insecta; Coleoptera; Tenebrionidae.
CGUACCAAGCUUUCAACUGCUAUAUGCUUUGUUUGUGGAAAAGGCGAUGACGUGUGGAAAGAAACUGAAGAUCCUUUAGCAAAACAUAAAAAAAUAUCCCCUUCGUGCCCAUUUACUGUAAAAUCACUUUUAAAAAACCGAUUGUUAACUUUUUCUUCGUGGCCUCAUAAAGCUCCUUAUAAAGCACUUCCUGAAGAUCUAGCGAGGCAUGGAUUUUACAAAACGAAUAGUUCUAAAAAGUUAGAUGAUACUUGCGAGUGUUUUAUGUGCGGAGUUUCUCUAAAUUUUUGGGAAGAGAGCGACAUUCCUUGGGUUGAGCAUUACAAACGUUCCCCUGAAUGCCCCUUUGCAGUCGAAUUUGUUAAAGAUAUAGGUAAUAAAAAAAGUGCUGCUGGCUUGGAAAAGCCUUCAAAGCGUUUAGCUGCGAUCACCGAAGAGCAUUUAUCGCUAGCUAAAAGAACUAAAAAAAAUUUUGAAAUUGAUUUGGACCAAGACCACAAUAUUAAUAAGAAUUCUACAUAUUUGAAUUCUAAUAAUAAUAAUAAUAACGAUAAGGGCAUUAAAAUUGAUGAAGAACGCGUACCACUAUUAGUGCUUCACUCUAAAGGCAGUGAAGGGGAGUCCACCAUUUCUAGCGAUUUCCAAGCAGCGGAAAUUUUACAUGCGGAAAAUCACGUAAGUAAAAUUAACCACAGUAAAGAUGCACAAGUUUUUGGCGAAGAAUUUUGGACUGAAACGGUCGAUCAGUACAUAAAGAAAUUAUUUUCUGAGAAAAGAUUAAGAGCAGUUCACGAGGCUGGAAUAAUUGUUAAUGAUUUUAAGCAUAAAGCGGAUGCCACUCGCGCUUAUUUAUUGGAUUGUCUUUUAACUGAAAGAAAAUGA